Helianthus annuus (common sunflower) is the source of this 1705-nucleotide messenger RNA. RefSeq lists its product as uncharacterized. The transcript has 5 exons. Lineage: Eukaryota; Viridiplantae; Streptophyta; Magnoliopsida; Asterales; Asteraceae. Gene Ontology annotation, molecular function: phosphatidylinositol binding; metal ion binding. The coding region runs from base 176 to 1543 and encodes 455 amino acids. The record is from RefSeq and is a predicted model, not a curated record.
AAAAAAGGCAGGCGUUCUGAUAUGAUGGAUGAUUUGGGUGAAGAAGAAGAAAAGAAACGAAACGAAACGUAUCAUCCAUAAACCCAAGAAAGAUACAAGUCAUUAGCUGCUCACGCUUCCUACGACUCAAACCUCUUCUUCAAAUCAAAGUUAUCUUUCACUUGCGAUUGUGGGCAUGGAGAAGAACAAAUACUUCAUUGAUGACUAUGCUGAUUCUGAAUGGGCUGUUCCAGAAGACAAAGUUACUUUUCAUCAGGCCGCAAGACCCAUAGGCCACAACCCUUCUUAUGAGCAUCCUCUGGAGUCUGAAGAUUUUCUUGAUGGAGAUUAUGACUCUGGUGAUGAUUAUCAAAACUCUGUUCAGCAAGAUGUUCCCGAGGUGAAUUUGAAAAAUGUAUUGAGCGGGAUUGUUGCAAUUGUUACUGGUCGUAACAAGGAUACAAGUGAACACACUGCUCCUGGUUCAAACGUUGCAUUUAUGGACGGAGACACUUACGUGCACCCAUCUGUCUACAUUCCUAGUGCUCCUCCGCUUCUUGAACCAAAUGGAGUUAACUAUAAUGCUUACAAAGAAGUGUUGGAAGCAGAACCGCCGGAGUGGCUUCGGGACAGCACUGCUAAAGUUUGUAUGCAGUGCAAUGCCCCCUUCACUGCCCUCACUCGUGGUAGACAUCACUGUCGAUUCUGUGGAGGAAUAUUUUGUAGGGCUUGCUCAAAGGGAAGAUGCUUGUUGCCUGUUAAGUUUAGAGAGAGGAAUCCACAGAGGGUGUGUGAUACCUGCUAUGAUAUGCUUGACCCAUUGCAAGGUGUAUUGAUCAACACUAUCAGCAAUGCAGUACAGGUGGCCAAGCAUGAUGUCAUGGAUUGGACUUGCACAAGGGGAUGGUUAAAUCUUCCAGUUGGUUUGUCUAUGGAACAUGAAAUAUAUAAAUCUUCCAAUACGUUGAGGAAUUACUGUCAGGUGGCCAGGUUAAAUCCUGAAAGGUCAAUUCCUGCAGCAGUUCUAAAAGGAGCUAAAGGUCUAGCUAUCUUAACCGUUGCUAAAGCUGGGAUGCUACUUACAUACAAACUUGGUACUGGUUUGGUAAUGUCUCGAAGAGCUGAUGGUUCUUGGUCUGCACCUUCUGCUAUAAUUUCAGCUGGUCUAGGAUGGGGUGCUCAGGUUGGAGGCGAGCUUAUGGACUUCAUAAUUGUGCUUCAUGACUUUAAAGCUGUGAAAACAUUCUGUAGUCGCAUGCAUUUUUCUCUUGGAGCUGGUUGCAGUGCUGCCGCAGGGCCUGUUGGAAGGGUUUUGGAAGCUGAUCUUCGAGCCGGUGAUAAAGGCUCUGGCAUGUGCUACACUUAUAGUUGUAGCAAAGGUGCUUUUGUUGGAGUGUCUUUGGAAGGGAACAUUGUUGCAACAAGGAUGGACACUAAUCUUCACUUUUAUGGGGAUCCAUAUCUCACAACUGCCGAUAUACUUCUUGGGACCGUGGACCGACCAAAGGCUGCUGAACCCCUGUAUGCUGCUCUGGAAGAUCUAUACUCUAGACUUGUGUGUUAAGUGUCAUCAAACAACUCCACAUGGUACUGUUGAAUCUUAUAUGUACAUAUCCUUCUCUCAACCCCCCUCAAAAAAAGAAAUCUAGUAACACUUGAAAACCCUGUAAAUCAGAUGUUAUUUCAUAAUUUAUUGAAAGAAAAAAAAAUACUUAAGUUGGGUGUA